Molecule: messenger RNA, 1251 nt
Organism: Opisthorchis viverrini
Lineage: Eukaryota; Metazoa; Platyhelminthes; Trematoda; Opisthorchiida; Opisthorchiidae
Exons: 6
Coding region: 1-1122 (373 amino acids)
Source: RefSeq, a predicted model, not a curated record
AUGCAUGGUAUACACAAGCUGUUUCCCAGUUGGACGCAUUUUGCGUUGAAAUCGCUGUAUUUCAUCGCGGCCCUUAAGCAGUCUGUUCCAGUAGAUUCACGAGACGAAAUCCUGUGCUACCACCGCUCCUUUUUGCUCCCGUUCACCCCAACCUGUGGAACAUCGGCACGCAAUGAAUCACAGUGGCUGGUUUUGCUUAGCCUUGCCUAUCGAUGUUUUGGAGGCCUAUCUGGAUCUGAAGCUGUAUGCCGACAAAACAGACGAUGGCAGUCUUCUCAAAUCCGAGAGACGUCCCAUUCUUACUUCGUUGAAAACCAUCCUGCUACUGAAAAACUGGUGGGCUCGAACCCUAGCCUCAUGCUUGCGGAUGAACCGAUCGAGGUAGUAGACAAAUUCGUUUACCUGGGCAGCUGUAUCAGUCCCGGUGGUCUGGCGAAAGAUGAUAUUUCCAUCCGGAUUGGGAAGGCCAGAGCAGCUUUUGCGAACCUAUGUCAAUUGUGGCGUAGGCGUGACAUCAGCUUCUCUGUCAAGGGUCGAGUUUACAAUGCUGCGGUCCGUGAUUCGAACCCGACCUUUGUCCCUCCACUUCCCCUGUCUAGGGUUGGGCAACCUGACAGUAUCUCAGCCCUCGUGCUUCCUUCGAGUAGCAUGGCAGAUAGGCACCGGAAGGGUGUUUUACACGUGAACGAUUUUUUCACUAUCCCCAUGAUGGUCGAGACAUUAAUCUCGUCCAUAUAUCGAACAACCGUUUAUUUCAUCGGUCAGGAAGAAGUGAUCCCCGCUGGCCAUUUCAUCCUGUCGAAGGACCGAGUAUGCUUUGACCCUGUAUAUGUACCUCCACCGUGUUUGUUGGUUGCGGGACUUGCGGGAAACGGAGGAGAAUUAGCGGAGUGUGUUCGGUUCUCGUCGCUCUUCUGUGGAACCGUGUUUCGUCUCACGCUGCACUGCGUCCAACAGAGUGAAACCGCUGAGGAUAAUAAAUUCACUCUGAUUUGUGACCCAUGGAUUGACUUAGGCGAUCUACACACCCUGUCAGGAUCAGAAAUCUCGCCCAUAGCGAACUUUGUGCAGUCUUCCAUCUGGCCUGUUGUCGCCUCCGUUCACCAAUUGCCUCUUGACUGACCUUGUUUCUUCUUUAUCGGUCCGUUAUGCGGUAACUUUUUCACAUGUAUACAGAUCUGCUUGUCCAAUAGUCAGAUUUUGUCGCUGACAAUCGGUUUCAGUAACGAAUACAGGUUUUCUGUGACUUUC